AUGGCCGCCGCCGUCGUCCCCGACGUCCUCGCAGGCCACCUCGGCCACCUCGCCCCCGACCAGGAGCGCGCCUUUGCCAGCUUCAAGGACGUCCUCAGCAGCGCCCGCCUCUACUCGCCCCCCGCCGGCACCGCCCCCGCGUCCCACGACGACCCCACUCUCCUCCGCUUUCUGCGGGCACGCCGCUUCGACCCGAACAAGGCGCUCAAACAGUUCCAGGACGCCGAGGCAUGGCGCAAGCAGCACCGCGUCACCUGGCUAUAUGCGACCUUUGACCCCGACGAAUUCGAGUCCACGCGCAGGUUCUACCCUCGCUGGACAGGCCGUCGCGACAGGAAUGGCCUCCCGGUGUACGUCUACCGCCUAGCUUCCCUCGCACCUAUCAAGUCCGAGCUGGACGCCGUACCACCCCCGCGCCGCUACCAGCGCAUUGUGGCCCUCUACGAGACGAUGACCCGCUUCGUCCUCCGCCUCUGCUCCCAUCUACCGCAUGCCACCUCCCCCACACCCAUCUCAUCCGUCACCACGAUCAUCGACCUCGAGAACGUCUCCCUCGGUGCGAUCUGGAGCCUCCGCGGCCACCUGCAGGAGGCCUCUGCGCUCGCGACGGCAAACUACCCCGAGACGCUGAGCACCAUCGCGGUCGUCAACUCGCCGUCGUUCUUCCCCACUGUCUGGAGCUGGGUGAAGCCCGUCUUUGACGAGGGCACGCAGCGCAAAGUACACGUCCUCGGUAAGGAUCCGGGACCCGUCCUGCGCACCCUCAUCGACCCACAGAACCUUCCGCGUCCUUACGGAGGCGAGCUCGACUGGAAGUUUGAGGACGAACCCUCCCUUGACGAGGAUACCAAGAACGUGAUCGGAACUAUGCCCAAGGGCCCAGUCGAGUUCGUGGACGGCGAGGUCAGGAAACCCCCGGUCCCACCGGACGCGCCUCCCAAGUAGUAGAGCGUUCAUGCAUAUGUUCUUGGUGGACUACGGAAAUGUACAUAUCGCGUGCAGUGGAGAGAACAAGAAGCAUAUGCGUGCAGUGGAGAGAACAAGAAGCAUAU
Rhodofomes roseus is the source of this 1052-nucleotide messenger RNA. Its product is annotated as CRAL/TRIO domain-containing protein. The record is from RefSeq and is a predicted model, not a curated record. Bases 1 to 945 code for a protein of 314 amino acids. The transcript has 5 exons. NCBI's taxonomy places the organism in Eukaryota, Fungi, Basidiomycota, Agaricomycetes, Polyporales, Fomitopsidaceae.